AUGACCACCUGCAGCCGCCAGUUCACCUCCUCCAGCUCCAUGAAGGGCUCCUGUGGCAUCGGUGGUGGCUCCAGCCGCAUCUCCUCUGUCCUGACUGGAGGCUCCUGCAGGGCCCCCAGCACCUACGGGGGUCUGUCGGUCACCUCCUCCCGCUUCUCCUCCGGGGGAGCCUGUGGGAUGGGGGGCGGCUAUGGCGGUGGCUUCAGCAGCAGCAGCAGCUUUGGAGGGGCUCUAGGUGGUGGAUACAUUGGUGGCCUUGGUGCUGGCUUUGGCAGUGGAUUUGGUGUUGGCGAUGGCGGCCUCCUCUCUGGCAAUGAGAAGGUGACCAUGCAGAACCUUAAUGACCGGCUGGCCACGUACCUGGACAAGGUGCGUGCCCUGGAGGAGGCCAACGCUGAUCUGGAAGUGAAGAUCCGAGACUGGUACCAGAGGCAACGGCCCAAUGAGAUCAAAGACUACAGCCCCUACUUCAGGACCAUUGAGGAUCUGAGAAGCAAGAUCAUUGCAGCCACUAUUGAGAAUGCACAGCCCAUUCUGCAAAUCGACAAUGCCAGGCUGGCGGCGGAUGAUUUCAGGACCAAGUAUGAACAUGAGUUGGCCAUGCGGCAGAGCGUGGAGGCCGACAUCAAUGGGCUGCGCAGGGUGCUGGAUGAUCUGACUCUGGCCAGAGCUGACCUGGAGAUGCAGAUCGAGAGCCUGAAGGAGGAGCUGGCCUACCUGAAGAAGAACCACGAGGAGGAGAUGCUUGCCCUGAGGGGUCAGACCGGCGGCGAUGUCAAUGUGGAGAUGGAUGCGGCCCCUGGUGUGGAUCUGAGCCGAAUCCUGAAUGAGAUGCGUGAUCAGUACGAGCAGAUGGCAGAGAAGAACCGCAGAGAUGCUGAGGCCUGGUUCCUGAGCAAGACCGAGGAGCUGAACAAAGAAGUGGCCUCUAACAGCGAGCUCAUUCAGAGUGGCCGCAGCGAGGUGACUGAGCUCCGCAGAGUGUUCCAGGGCCUGGAGAUCGAGCUGCAGUCCCAGCUCAGCAUGAAAGCAUCCCUGGAGAACAGCCUGGAGGAGACUAAAGGCCGCUACUGCAUGCAGCUGUCCCAGAUCCAGGGCCUGAUCGGCAACGUGGAGGAGCAGCUGGCUCAGCUGCGCUGCGAGAUGGAGCAGCAGAGCCAGGAAUACAAAAUCCUGCUGGACGUGAAGACCCGGCUGGAGCAGGAGAUCGCCACCUACCGCCGCCUGCUGGAGGGCGAAGAUGCCCAGUGA
Messenger RNA from Dipodomys ordii (Ord's kangaroo rat), 1251 nucleotides. RefSeq names its product keratin 16, type I (gene Krt16). The coding region runs from base 1 to 1251 and encodes 416 amino acids. Gene Ontology annotation, molecular function: structural molecule activity. The record is from RefSeq and is a predicted model, not a curated record. Lineage: Eukaryota; Metazoa; Chordata; Mammalia; Rodentia; Heteromyidae. The transcript has 6 exons. Gene Ontology annotation, cellular component: keratin filament.